UGCACACCCAGUAAAGUAAAGUUUGUACAACAAAAGCUUGCGGGGAAGUUGCACAUGCGAGCGCACGCGAAUUAUACUUACACCUCAGUCUACACGCGCUAAAAGUGGAAACACAUUUCGGACCCUGUUCAGCUCAGUUUCAUUUAAGACACAAUGAGGUCGUGCUUGUGGAUUUUCGUCCUUGGGAGUUUAAUCGUGACUGGAGUCAAGAUGCAAGAUUCUCCAGCAGAUGACCUUGUGCCAGAGGAAUCAGCCGUUCCUGAUGAAGCUGCAGAUGCUGAAAAACCAGCUGAAGAUCCUGCACACCUGAAGAAAACACCAGAGGAAACACAUGAGGAAACACAUGAGGAAAACACUGAAGAAACACCUGAGGAAACCCUGAGGAAACACCCGAGGGAAACACCUGAGAACACAACACCAGAGGAAAACCUGAAGAAAACACCCGAUGGGAAACACCUGAAGAAACACCUGAGGAAAACACCCGAGGAAACACCUGAAGAAACACCCGAGGGAAAAACCUGA
Messenger RNA from Cyprinus carpio (common carp), 522 nucleotides. RefSeq names its product endoglucanase-like. Bases 154 to 522 code for a protein of 122 amino acids. The record is from RefSeq and is a predicted model, not a curated record. Lineage: Eukaryota; Metazoa; Chordata; Actinopteri; Cypriniformes; Cyprinidae. The transcript is spliced from 3 exons.